Molecule: messenger RNA, 2503 nt
Organism: Xylona heveae TC161
Lineage: Eukaryota; Fungi; Ascomycota; Xylonomycetes; Xylonales; Xylonaceae
Product: DUF1900-domain-containing protein
Exons: 10
Coding region: 125-2101 (658 amino acids)
Biological process (GO): actin filament organization
Molecular function (GO): actin filament binding
Source: RefSeq, a predicted model, not a curated record
ACGACUAACAGGAUUGUGAGCUACAGACCAUAAGCUCAACCUCACCAACAGCUCUUGUGAUUGAGAAUUGAACUAUUCCAUCUUCGAUUUCUUUCCCAUUUGCCCUUUCUUUUUAAUAGCCCCAAUGUCCGGUCGAUUCGUGCGUGCCUCCAAAUAUCGGCACGUCUUUGGACGCCCCACGAAAAAGGAACAAUGUUACGAUAAUUUACGUAUCUCCCACAAUGCGUGGGACACCAAUCUCGUCAAGGCCAAUCCGAAAUAUCUGUCGGUCAAUUGGGAGUCGGGCGGAGGUGGUGCUUUUGCUGUGCUGCCGUUGGAGGAGCGUGGUCGGCUGCCGGAGCUGAUUCCCCUCUUUCGAGGCCACACCGCUGCGGUGCUAGAUACAGAUUGGCAUCCUUUUGACGAUUCGCUCGUUGUAUCGGGAUCCGACGAUGCCAAGGCAUUCCUCUGGAAAGUGCCAGAGGACUUUACCUUAUACACCGAUGCCGAGGAGCCUCAGGAUGUGGCUCCAAUCGCCAAGCUCUCUGGACACACAAGAAAGAUUGGCCACACCCUAUUCAACCCUGCUGCGGCGAACGUUCUUGCGACUGCUUCUGGGGACUAUACCAUUAAGAUUUGGGACAUUGAAGCUGAAAAGCCCAACCUGACGUUGAAGCAUGGUGACAUCAUCCAGUCUCUCUCAUGGAGCGGCAACGGCUCAAUGCUCGUUACAACCUGUCGGGACAAGAAGGUGCGCAUAUGGGAUCCCCGCCAGGAGCGUGCGGUACAGGAAAUGGCUGGACACCCUGGCGCGAAGAACAGCCGUGUGGUAUGGAUGGGCGAGCAUGACCGUGUGGCUACCACUGGUUUCUCCAAGAUGAGCGAUCGGCAACUGGGUCUCUGGGACAUCCGUGGGGGCAAGGAGCCUCUCGGAGGGUUCAAGAAGCUUGACUCGAUUUCCGGUGUCUGCAUGCCUUUCUGGGACGACGGCACCCAGUGUCUCUACUUGGCUGGAAAAGGUGAUGGAAACAUUCGUUACUUUGAAUAUGAAAACGAUAAAUUCGAGUUCCUCGCUGAAUACAAAUCCACCGAUCCGCAGCGUGGCAUUGCAUUCCUGCCGAAGCGUGGUGUCAACGUCCAUGAGAACGAAGUCAUGCGCGCCUACAAAACGGUCAACGACACGUACAUUGAACCUGUUUCGUUUAUUGUUCCGCGCCGCGCAGAAGUGUUCCAAGCCGAUAUUUUCCCGCCCGCCGUUGGUCUCAAACCGGCCAUGUCUGCCAAGGAAUGGUUCGAUGGCAAGGAGGCUUCACCACCCAAGAUUAGCCUUGAAGACAUCUAUAACAAUCAGGAGCCGUCCGAGGUGCCAGCCGACUUCCAGCCUCCCAAGCAGCCCCCCAAAGAAAAUGCUGCGCUGUCACAGAAAUCUGCCACACCGUCGCCUGCGCCAACGGCAAAGGCAACUGCUGCCGCACCCGCACCUGAGCCAGCCAAGGAGGCAGCUCCCGUAAACCAGGCGACGACCGUCAAGCCUCCGCCAUCCGUGAAUGAUACCAAGAGCGCCAUGGCUGAUGCGGCGGCCAAGUUCGCCGACAAGGCAGAGGAAUCUUCUAGCGAAGACGACGAUGACAAUUCCAGUUUUGAAGAAAUUCCAAAGCCAACGGAACGCUUCUCCGCUGCCGCAGUUGCGUCGCGCAUGGAAGAGAAGACGCACGGCCCUCAGCUCUCCUUGCCUCCGCAUGGGUUGGCUGCGAAACAGGAACGAGAAACCCCGGCCGCCAAAGAGAUUAAGCAACUGGCUGCUACAUCCAGCGCGAAGCCAGAAGAAAAGAAGCCCACGCCAAUCUCUUCACCAUCACCCCAACCUCAACAGCAAACGUCCAAGAACGUCAUCACCUCCAGCCUUACCACCGACAUGGGCCCUAUCCAGGACUCGCUACACGAAAUUAAGCAACUGCUCUCACAGCAAACCCGCACACUCGCUGUCCAGAAUGACAAGAUUGCUCAACUCACCGCCGAAGUCGACACGCUCAAGACCCGUGUCGGCGAGGCCCGUAGCAGCCGCGACAAGGACGAGCGUAUUCGUCAAUUGGAGCUCGAACUUGAGCAGUCGAGGUCUUAAGCGGCCUGUGUGUCCAGAGGGUCGCCCUGCUUGGACAAAUUUGUAAGAUGGACGAGUUUUGUCGGUUUACCGUAUGUCGCGGCGAGUUGUACGAUGUAAUUCAAAUAACCAAAUACCAUCAGUGCACAUUUGCAUCUCUAAUUCAUUGUUGAUGAGUCCCAUAGUUGAAAGUUCAAAAUUUUGAUAUUGUUAUAUCGUUACAGCUUUUGAUAUUCCUCUUCGUUUCAUUUCUACCCUGCUUAUCGUUUUGACAACUUCUCAUACUCUAACAUGUCCAGGUACCAUAAGUGUAAUACCUUUCUGCAACAUCAGGCAUAAAAACAGAGUAGUGUUUAUCACAAAAUAUAUAUCCUUUUACCUAGCUUUUUUAUCCAAAUACCAAUUCAAAUCUAUCAAACCCGU